AUGGUCGCCCUCUCCUCUCCUGGCGCCGUGAUCGCAAUCGUUAUCGCAUCCGCGGGCGUCGCCUGCGCGACUCGGGCGUCCUCACGGCCCUCGGGCUGGCUGCGCCGAUCUCGCACCGCGUCUAGGUCCAACAGCGUCCUCUCUUCGCCUGCGGUGCACCACGCGCUGCGCCUGCGAUGCGGCGACGAUCUGGUGAACGCGCUUGCAGGCUAUUGUGCGCGGCAGCGUCUCAGCUCCGCGUCGAUAACAACUUGUGUGGGCUCGCUGUCCGCGCUGCGGCUUCGGCUCGCCGGCGCAUGCGAGUUCCUCGAGCUGCGCGAGCCGCUCGAGAUUGUCUCUCUCGUGGGCACGAUCUCUGAGUGCGGCAAGGGCUUCCACCUCCACGCCGCGGUCUCCCGCGCCGACGGCUCGGUCGUCGGCGGGCACAUCAAGGGCGCGGCGACGGUGGCAACGACGGCGGAAGUGAUUCUGGCGGCGUUGCCCGCGCUCACGUUCAGCCGGGAGGCGAGGGGCGGCGGUAGUGCGUACGCGCGUAUAGUGGACGAGACGACCGGCUACCUCGAGCUGGUCAUACGGAAAGCUUGGGGCGCGAGAUGGAGCUGA
This is a messenger RNA of Emiliania huxleyi CCMP1516, 603 nucleotides long. RefSeq lists its product as hypothetical. The coding region runs from base 1 to 603 and encodes 200 amino acids. Lineage: Eukaryota; Haptophyta; Isochrysidales; Noelaerhabdaceae. The transcript is spliced from 2 exons. The record is from RefSeq and is a predicted model, not a curated record.